AUUAACUCCAACCUUUAUCAGCUGAGCAGUGUGUGACUCACCAGAGAUAAACCAGGAAAUACAGCCUAUUAUUUUUCUGCGCUCACUGGAAAAAGACGGAAAGACAGACGAAGAUAAUUAUUUUUGUUGAACGUCCUACUGAGGUAGGACAAGUACAGGAGACAAAACUGGAAUACUGCUUCUUCUACCUGAUGCUGACUUCCCACACUGAAUGUGAGAAAAAACCUUUCAAGUUGAGACACUGAGAGGACAGCUGACUUGGUUGCCUGCUACGUUUUCAGCAUUUUAUUAACAUAAUGGCUUCCAUAUCAGAGGAUGAUCUCUCCUGUCCGGUUUGCCAGGACAUCUUCAAAAAUCCUGUUGUUCUGUCCUGCAGCCACAGCUUCUGUAAAGACUGUCUGCAGACAUGGUGGAGAGGGAAACCUACACAGAACUGUCCAAUUUGUAAAAAAAGAUCAUCAAGGAGUGAUCCACCUCGGAACUUGAUAUUAAAGAACCUGUGUGAGACAUUUUUAUUGGGCAGAGAUCCCAGAGUUUCAGCAAAGUCUGUUGCUCUCUGCAGUCUGCACUCUGAGAAACUCAAACUCUUCUGUCUGGACCAUCAGCAGCCAAUUUGUGUCGUCUGCAGAGAUUCAAAGACGCACAACAACCACAGAUUCAGACCCAUUGAUGAAGCUACACGAGAUCACAGAGAGGAGCUCCAGAAAACACUGAAACCCUUAAAAGAGAAACUGAAGAUCUUUGAACAAGUUAAAGGAAACUUUGAUCAAACAGCAGAACACAUUAAGGUCCAGGCCGAACACACAGAGAGGCAGAUUAAGGAGCAGUUUAAGAAGCUUCACCAGUUUCUACAAGGGGAAGAGGAGGCCAGGAUCACUUCUCUGAGGAAGGAAGAGAAGCAGAAGAGUAAGAUGAUGAAUGAUAAGAUUGAGGCUCUGAGCAGAGAGAUAGCAGCUCUUUCAGACACAAUCAGAGCCACAGAGGAGGAGCUGAGAGCUGAUGACGUCUCAUUCCUGCAGAACUACAAGGCUGCAAUGAAAAGAGUCAAACAGCGCCCCCUGCUUAAGGAUCCACAGCUGGUCUCAGGAGCUCUGAUAGACGUGGCCAAACACCUGGGCAACCUGACCUACAACACCUGGAACAAGAUGGAAGAGAUGGUCUCCUACACUCCUGUGAUUCUGGAUCCAAACACUGCUCAUCCUAAACUUAUUCUGUCUGAAGAUCUGACCAGUGUGAGAUGUGGACGGAACCCGAAGCUUCCUGAAAACCUAGAGAGGAUCACUACCUGCCAUCUUGUUUUGGGCUCUGAAGGCUUUGACUCUGGGACUCACAGAUGGGAUGUGGAGGUUGGCAACAGUACAACCUGGUCUCUCGGUAUGGCUGCAGAAUCAGUCAAGAGGAAAGGGAAAAUAGAGUCUGGAAUAUGGAGAAUAAGAUUCUCUAAUGGUGAAUAUAAAGCCUUCUCCCCAUCAGCCAAACCAAUUGUUCUCGCAGUGAAGGAGAAGCUUCAGCAGAUCAGAGUUUGUGUGGACAUAGACAGAGGAACGCUGUCCUUCUCUGAUCUCAAUACUAAAGCACACAUACACACCUUCACAGACACUUUCACUGAGAAGCUCUUUCCAUCAAUGUACAAUAAAGAUGAGUUCCCAAUUAAAAUUCUACCAGAGGUGGAUGAGGAUGAUGACGAUGACAGUGACGAUGGAGACAGUGAUGGUGAAGAUGAUGGUGAUGAUGAUGAUGAUGAUGAUGAUGAUGGUGAUGGUGAUGAUGGUUAUGGUUAUGGUUAUGAUGGCUAUUACGGUUAUAACUAGAAAAUCCCUAAAGCAAUUUUGAUUGUGCCUUGCUCUGGCCCAUAUGUUAAUACCACGUCUUGCUCUCUAGCACGCUAGCAUAUUAAUUUCAUGUCAUUCUCUUUAGCUAGCUAGCUAGAGCCAUGUAAACACAUUAACCAAAGCUAGCGCUUAGCUACGUGCUAGCUUUGGUUAAUGUGUUUAAUUGUAUUAUGCUCCUGAAGGAGUGCUAAUGUAAAUUAAGGAACAGCUCAUAGUAGGGUAAAAUAUUUAAGGUGUAUUGUUCUUAUUUUGUGUUAAUAUUAAAAUCAUUCAGCUUUAAAUUGUUUGUUUGUUAGCCACCUGCUAAUUAUCUUUAGCUAGCCAAUUACCUAGCGCUAGCUUAUUAAUGUCUUGUCAUUCUCUGUAGCUAGCUGUGUGUGUGUGUGUGUGUGUGUGUGUGUGUGUGUGUGUGUGUGUGAGCAGGCUGUGGUUGUCAUGGCAACCAGGGGAGCCCACAGCAGCUGCGCGCGCUCUCUCUCUGUCUCUAACUCCUCAGAGAGACAGAAACAAUUAAAAUGAAUCCCCUCGAACCCAUGGCCAGGAACGACCGAAAUGAAAACCAAAAAGACCGUGAGCGUCGUCAUCUUGUUGACUAUAGCACUGCCGAGUUUCAGUGGUUAAAGUUAAAAAAUGUGACUUGGGGAGAUUGAGAGAGAAGAGGUUCAACGAGCUCCUUUAAACAUUUCUCCUCUACACUUUAACAUGGGAGUAGAUGGGGCCGUGAGAGGGUGUUGCUGGUGCAUCAGUGCGUCUCCCGCCAAAACUAUUUCUCUGACAGCUUCAGCAGUGGUAUCACUGCGACCCCAACGGAUUUACCUACGUUUCUAUCUAUAAAUUAUUUCUGUAGAGUGACAUUUGUGGUCUUGAGAGCAGUUUACAAAUUUAUUUUUCGACAAUUUUUUCUCUCUCCCCACACUCUAGCGAUGAUGUCACGCACUCUGGCGGUUGAACAUUCUCGCAAUACACACCCAUUCAUUUUUUGGACCGGUUUUUGGCGAUUUACUGGCAAACUGUUUGGCGAAACGCUUAGAAAAGUCAUAGCACUAAUGUCCUCACCGAGCCGCACGUUUUGAUACCUUUUUUGUGUAUGUGCGACAAAAACUGCGGGAGGAGAAGCGCGCCGAAAAACGUACGGAAGAAUAAUAAUAAGUAUGGGGAAGAGUAGUAUUGUGCUUUUCAAGGCACAAUAAUUAUGCCAGACAGAACCUUGAACUUUUUAAAGGGAACUACCGUAAUUGAAUCUAAUGCAAGUUUACUGUAUUUGCAGUAAAAUGAACACUUAAAUAGACAACAGGGACAACAUUGGACAACUCUAACGAUGAUCUGAAUUUUAAUUCUACUUUGUCUCUCAUUUUUAUCUUAUUUUGAGUUUUCUAUGGUCUUCAGUCACUCUAUAUAAGAAAAUGUAAACUGCUGUCGAUGUACGUAAUGUGUUAUGAUGGAUAAUAUCUGUAAAGGUUUUCAGACAUUAAUUCUUCUCUGUCAGCCAUUUUGUCUGAAUAAGUGACACUUUAUUUAACAUGUACAGAUCUUAUUGUGGAUUCUUUCUUUCUUUAACCCUUAUGUUGGUGAAGCUUUGGCUGCUCUUCCUCUGAUUGUAAGUCACUGAAUUAAAUAUAAACUGUAUAGAUUACUGAUUACUGUAGUAGUGGCUAGAGCACACAUCUCAGCAGGCCUUUUUCACAAAGGACAUUUUGACAUUUUGGCUGAAUUCCAUUUAGCUGCUUCAGUCAGCUUACAUGGACAUCGGACUGGAACAGAGUUACAGUUUUUCUGCCCAGCAAGCAACUGUGAGUGAACUGUGAGCCUUCAAGUUUUAUGUUUUUUAAGAGAUCAGUAAUGUGAUAUACUGUAUUUCCAACAGAGUCUGGAGCAGGGUUCUUGAGGGAGGAUAUGAGGAUUAUCUCAACCACAUUCUUUAGAAAUGUAAACAAACUUUUGAAAUCCAAACACUCACCUCUUAUGAUAUUAGUCUGCUAUUCAUGAGCAAAUGGUUGAGUGCAGUUUUAUAUGGGAAGGGCUUAGCUUGCACAAAAUAACAUUUAAUUGGAACGUUUGGAAGUUCAAGAUUCAUUAAAAAUAUACUUCAGGAGGAGAAAAGACAGAGUUUUAGAUAGAUGUUGAGCUGCCAUGUUUCUACAGUAGCCCAGAACGGACAAACCAAACACUGGCUCUAGAUAGGAGGAUUUUUUGUGAAUUCCACAGCCACCGUAUUAUUUAUUACAGACGUCAAUGCCCGUUCUUAUUUCCAAGUUUUCCAAAUACCAACCCAAGUGAUGUUCAGUCGUUUGCAAUCUGCAACUCGGCAGCUUGAAACCACUAAAUCUUUCAUACUGGUCCUUUAAAAAGAAGCUGUUUAAUUUUGUACAGGUUGAAAUUACUGUAGAUGAGUGCAGAGCGAGGUUUUGCUACAGUUGUGUAAAUAAAAUCAUUCAGGGUUUGUAAAAGGGUUGAAAAUACAUACACUGUCUCACACUUCUAGUGGGGCACAAGUAAUGAGUAUAUAUAUAUGUUUAUAUAUAAAAUCUACUCAAUCUGCUUUUAAAAUUCCUUCUCUUUAAAGAUACAAAUAAAAGAUGUGUGUGUGAAAGAUGCGAA
This is a messenger RNA of Dicentrarchus labrax (European seabass), 4430 nucleotides long. RefSeq names its product nuclear factor 7, ovary-like. The transcript has a single exon. Gene Ontology annotation, molecular function: protein binding; zinc ion binding. The coding region runs from base 297 to 1811 and encodes 504 amino acids. The record is from RefSeq and is a predicted model, not a curated record. Lineage: Eukaryota; Metazoa; Chordata; Actinopteri; Moronidae.